Linum trigynum is the source of this 723-nucleotide messenger RNA. The record is from the annotation of a GenBank genome assembly. Lineage: Eukaryota; Viridiplantae; Streptophyta; Magnoliopsida; Malpighiales; Linaceae.
CCGUGCUGUCUUCUCCUCUUGCACAACUGUGUCGUUCAUCGAACCGCCCCACUGGCUUUCCCUCAUCGUCGCUAAAGGCCAGGUUUCCCCAGGCCAUCCCGCUCCGAACAAUGGCCUCAUUAGGCCCGUGGGGUCCUGUUCAUCCCUUCGCGGCGCUCGACCCGUGUGGCUGCGGCACACUCGGAGUCCCGCCGUGACUUCCUCCCUUUACCGAGUUCGUCUCCCCUGUCGUGCCCUUCAGCUUCUCUUCCGGGGGUAUUUGAUAAAUCGUCCUUGGAUUCCAUGGCUUCUCCCGAUCAGUACCUUCGGGCCGAACUUUUCCCCUCCGUUCCUCGCAAACUCCUGCAAUUCCCGGCGCAUGAUGUCCCGGAGUACCUGCAUCUCACGACUCAUCUCCCCGCGUAUGGACUAAAACACCUGCGCAAGCUGCCUCGCCAUGGAUUCCGAUUCUUGCUCAACCUUCUGCUGAAGCUCCCUUCGUCCCUGGCGACCCUCGAUCUGGAGCAGGUUCUGCGAAUCCUUGAGUUGGCCAAUAUCUGUCAGGAUCACGAAACCAUCUCAGUUCUAAGGUCAAAUCCAUCAAUAACUAACCAAAUCGACGGUUGUGAACAGUAGGUUUGACGGCGACGGCGAGAACGACAAUCUCGGGCCGAUCGAAUCAAGGAACGACAAGUCUAGCGACUCAAAUCUAGAUCUAUGCACGAAUACAAAGUAAGGAUAUCU